CCAGCCUCCUGAAUCUCUCCUCCCUCUCUCCUGACCUGACACCGAAGUGAGGACCCAGAGGCCUCAGGGUCUGCAGAACCCUCUCUGCCUGCCCUGUGGUUCCCAGACAGAGCCUCAUCCUCUCUAAGGAUGGCCUGGAAACAGCUGCUCCUUGUCUCCUGUUUCUCCACCGCUGUGCUUCUCCUGUCCAUGCUGCAGGAGGGGACAGGUGCAUCCGUGGGCACCAGGCAGGUGGCUGGACAGGAGGCCCAGGAAGGUAUGGAACAGAAGAUAUUCAUGCAGGAAUCAGAUGCCUCGAAUUUCCUCAAGAAGCGCAGCAAGCGGUCUUCCAAAUCCCGAGACGAGGUCAAUGCGGAGGACAGGCAGAGGCUGCGGGCUGAUGAGCUACGAAGAGAGUAUCAUGAGGAACAAAGAAACGAGUUUGAAAACUUUGUGGAGGAGCAAAAUGAUGAACAGGAAGAGAGAGGCCGGGAGGCUAUUGAGCAAUGGCGCCAGUGGCAUUACGAUGGCCUAUACCCGCCAUACCUCUAUAACCGCCACCACAUCUGACCUCAUUGUCACAAACCCAGAAGACAGAGCUUGAAAUGCAUGUACUCACCCCAGGUGUUCCGUCCCAGGUGUUUGAGCAACUCUCUCUCACACAAACAAGUCCCUUCAAAGGGUCUCAACUUGGGGUGUGUGGUGGUAAACACGUAAGGCCUUUCUUUCUGGUGGAUUAAAAUGCCCUGGCUGUGGCUUCCUUACAGAUGAAUUCUGAGGUAAGCAAUGCCCAUGGGGCCGCCUAGCAUCAAACCUAAAGUGGUUUCCCUUGCUUAGCCAUUGUUCCCAAAGUGAGAGUCCCCUUUGAUAGAAGAAUGAAAAGAAUCACAGUAGAGAGAGAACAUUCCAUAUUUGCUUAUAGCUUACAAAUAAAAAUGCUGAGCGAACAA
Messenger RNA from Phyllostomus discolor (pale spear-nosed bat), 929 nucleotides. RefSeq names its product upper zone of growth plate and cartilage matrix associated (gene UCMA). Gene Ontology annotation, biological process: embryonic skeletal system development; regulation of osteoblast differentiation. The record is from RefSeq and is a predicted model, not a curated record. Bases 130 to 549 code for a protein of 139 amino acids. Lineage: Eukaryota; Metazoa; Chordata; Mammalia; Chiroptera; Phyllostomidae. Gene Ontology annotation, cellular component: extracellular matrix. The transcript is spliced from 5 exons.